Messenger RNA from Lycium barbarum (goji berry), 1485 nucleotides. RefSeq lists its product as uncharacterized. The coding region runs from base 158 to 1321 and encodes 387 amino acids. The transcript is spliced from 6 exons. NCBI's taxonomy places the organism in Eukaryota, Viridiplantae, Streptophyta, Magnoliopsida, Solanales, Solanaceae. The record is from RefSeq and is a predicted model, not a curated record.
GUCGCCAAAAGAAAUUUGAAUUCAGACAGCGCCAAACUUCUAUCAUUGCCAUCUCAGAGUCUACACACACAAACAAAGAGACAGACAAUCUAGGAAUGAUCAAUUCUUUGUCUUAAAAUUCAAACCUUAAUCACUCCAAAAAAGAAACACAAUACCCAUGGCUUCAAUUAAGCCAUCUUAUCGCUACGCCAAUGCUUCUUCUUCCAUAGAUUCUUGCCAAUCCUCCACCAAAUCCAACCCUUCUUCAUCUACUGACCUAACCCUUCACCCCCACAACCACCAUAAUUCCUCACGCGCCAUAACGCGCCAUCACGCGCCGUCCACGCGCCACCACAACUUAGGGUCCAUCGUCAAGAAAUUCGUCGAGCACAAAUCUGGCCCAUCGAUUAAAUCGAAGCCGAAAGAGCUGAAACUGCUAACUCCGGUGGAUUUUAUAGCGGAAGAUUUGAAGAAAACGGCGAAAAAGGGAACUGGUUUGGGUGCUCUGCAUAAAAAGUUGUUUAAGGGAGUGAAAAGAGAUGAAGGAAAUGAAAAGAAAAAGGCUUUAACUGAAGUUAAAGGGAAUACUAGGACUUUAGGUAUGGUGCUAAGAAGUGAAAGGGAGUUGUUGAGUAUGAAUAAGGAGCAAGAGAAUCAGAUUGUUGAGCUCAAAUUGAUUCUUGAAGAGAAAAACAAAGAGGUUGAGAAGUUAAAGGAUUUGUGUUUGAAGCAGAGGGAAGAAAUAAAGUCACUGAAAAGUGCCGUAUUGUUCCCAGACGUUAUGAAUUCUCAACUUCAAGAACUUUUAGAGAAGCAGGGAUCAGAACUCAAGCAGGCAAAUCUGCUUAUACCAAGUCUCCAAAAGCAAGUCAUUUCUCUUGCAGGACAAGUACAGUGCCUCACCUUUGAUCUUGAUGAGUUUAAAGCAGAUAAAUACUCUUCAAGAGGGUGCUAUGAUUCUCUUGAUAGCUCACCAAGGUCACCUGAAUACGAUCAGGAAGAAGCAACAAAUUCUCUGGAAUUCAGUUCUGAGAAUACAAUUCCUGGUAGUCCAGAUGACAUGCUUCUCAAGGACUUAAAUCCCUGCUUAACACCUUAUUCCACCAAGAGGAAGUCCAAGGAAUUUGAGUUCAACUCUCCGGAAGACAAGAACUUGCUUAAAAACAAUAUACAAGUGUAUCAUGAGACUAGCUACAGCUACAAUUCUUGCGCAAGCAAAGUAUUGAAAAGUUCAUCAGAUCGUAGUCAAUGUUCAAAGGCAGCCAACAGCUCAAUUCGCGCAGCUCGGGGAUCUGGUGAAAGCAAAUACACAUACAGAAAGCGGAUCCACAAUAUGUUCUAAGUUAUCCUUGAUCCUUGAGAACAGUUUUCUUGGCAGCAUUCAUUUUGUUUGUAUGGUAUAAGAUAUGCUGGCAAGAGUUAGAAAGUAUAAUAAUAAUUAUGCGUCAGUCCCAAACAAGAGUCAGAAGGUGCUCAUAUCUAUUUAAAUUUCGCCUUUCCUUUUUC